Molecule: messenger RNA, 1981 nt
Organism: Nomia melanderi (Alkali bee)
Lineage: Eukaryota; Metazoa; Arthropoda; Insecta; Hymenoptera; Halictidae
Gene: Su(fu)
Product: suppressor of fused
Cellular component (GO): nucleus; cytoplasm
Molecular function (GO): transcription factor binding
Source: RefSeq, a predicted model, not a curated record
GAGACGCGCAGUGAUUUCGGAAUCAUUCGGUCGUCCGCUCCGAAAGAAUUUUAGUUUUGUCAAGGAUCAGAGACGUGUAUUGUGUGCUCGGUGGAAGGUGCAUGAGAGCCGUAGACUGUAAACAAAGUGAUCUCGUGUAGUGUGUCUGUAAGCUCUUUCGCUCAAUCCAUUUCGUAGGUAAAAGUAUCUCUAUAUGUACGGAAAUAUGCGCGAAAGAGAUGAAUUUUGCCGAAGUUUUCCACCGGGACAACCAACCCAGCCACCGACGACACGGGCUCCGGGCCUUGACGCUCUGCACAGUCUUUGUAAAGAAAUCUAUCCAGACCAAAGUAAUCCACUCACUGUCACCGCUGUCGUUAAAUACUGGUUGGGGGGUCCGGAUCCUCUCGACUACAUAAGCAUGUACGAAAAUCCAGGUUGCCCUGAGUUAGGCGUACCACCGCAUUGGCACUAUAUUAGUUUGGGCUUAUCGGAUCUACAUGGAGAUGGUAGGAUACAUCCAAAAAGUGGUCCAGGUCGUCCGAGUGGGUUUGGAUUUGAACUGACCUUCAGAUUAGUCAGGGAAAGAAAUGAAAUGACUCCUCCUACUUGGCCAGCAAAUGUGAUGCAGCAAUUAGCAAAAUAUGUUUUUAAUUCUGGGAAUAUGUUGAUGCCUGGUGAUCAUGUAUCAUGGCAUGCUCCUCUCGAUAAUGGCAAUGGUCGCAUCACACAAAUUCUAAUGGGGAGAGAUCCACAAUUACCAACAUCUAUAUAUACACCUCAUGGUGAUGUUUCAUUUGUUCAAAUUAUAGGAGUAACAUCCGAAGAAUUACAGGCUGCGCAACAUUGGAAUGGCUUAGGUCUUGUGAGUUUACUAAAGACUAGCCGUGUUUGUGGACCUUGGUUGGUAACAGACAUGAGGAGGAUGCAUUCCAUUAUGGAAGAUGAACCCUCCAUAGCAGAGAAAAUAGAAAGCGGAAUAGAAAAAGAAGGUUCCAAUUUAAGUGGUGUGUCUGCAAAGUGUUGGUGGGUCCAAGUAAAUUAUGAUAGAAGUUCGGAAAAAUAUAGAGAAAAAAGGAAUGAAUCAGACGAAGAUGAAGAAGAGGAAGAAGAUAUAAAACCAGUUAUAAAGUCAGAAAGAUUAUCUCCGUGUGAAUUGGAUUCAAAUUUAUCUCAUGAUCAUUUUGUUAAAGUCUUACCAGGGCUUCAUUUAACUUUUAACCUUGAAGCGGGAUCUCUGUUACCGUUAGCAAUAAAGGGUCGUGUCAUGCAUGGAAGGCAUUUCACAUUCAAAUCUAUAUUAUCCAAUACAGCUGUCACUAUCGUAGCACCAACAGUUACUGGGACACUUGUUUCUAGAGAGAAACCAUAUGUAGUUCAAGGACCAUGGUUACAAGUUUUGCUUCCAGAAGAUCUGUCAGAAAAAAUGGCCCAAGAAUUUCAAAUUUUAAAUUCACCAAAUGAGGUACAAUUGCCAAAGACGUUUUCAUGGCCUGAACAUAAAUUAGUUAUUACUGUUGUUAAUGAUUGAGACCGAAUCAAAAGCGAUCCACGUUUUAUUGCGUUUGACUAAGUUAGCAUAAUCAGUUAACAUAAGCGAAGUAUUAUCUAUUUCAAUUGUGAAAAUGGAUUUGAAACAAUUUAUUUAUAACUGUAUAUAAUUCGAGCAAUGGAUCGAACUCUGAGACUACAUAUAUCAAUAUGUAAAAGAGGUGCUAUAUUAUAUUUAUAUAUUUACCCAGAAAAUUUAUUCUACGUUUUGCCGAGGGAAAGUUUUCUGCGCCUCUCAUUUGCAGGUUGAUACCUGUUAAAUGAUCUAUAUUUAAUUGUGUACAUAAUAGAAGAGAAGUUAAGUGUAAUUGUAUUUGAUAUACGAGUUUACACAUUGUUACAGCUAAUGAACAUUUUUUUGUAAAUAGAGGAGACUAAAAUUCUGUCAUUACUCGUGACGGUACCUUGUACCAAUUUUUAUAAAAGAAACGUGUAAUGGAAUAAAGUAUGA